Messenger RNA from Paramecium sonneborni, 775 nucleotides. Lineage: Eukaryota; Ciliophora; Oligohymenophorea; Peniculida; Parameciidae. The record is from the annotation of a GenBank genome assembly.
UAAAAAAAUUAUAUAAAAUGUCUGGAGAAUUACCUAAAAUCACUUCUAAGAGUUUAUUUUCUACUUAUGUUGAAAAAAAGAAUGCAGAAGAGGAAGCAAUUAAAAUAAGGAAUAGAAUUGAUUAAAUAAGAUAAGAACGUGAAAAAAUAUUAAAGAAAAUUUAAGCUGAAGACUUAAAAGCAGAAUAAAUUUAUAAACAUAGAUUAGAAUUGUAAUUAAAAGUAACAUAUAUAUAUUAAAAUUAUAGAAAGAAGAAAAAAUAAGAUAGAAGGUAGAAGCACCGCUUCCAUUUUCUUUAAAUGUUUCAAGAGCAUAGAAAGAAACUUUAAAAAAAAUAAAAGAAGAAAUGCUCAAUAAAAAGAAAACUGAAGUAAAGGAAUUUAGAAGUUGGCAUCGAUAAGAUUUGGAAGAAACUAAAAUGCAGAGAAGUUUAGAUCAUGAAACUUAUCGUUCUAAAGUUCUCUAAGGUAAGUAAGAGGAAAGAUAAGCUAAUUUAAAUACUUUAGCUAAGUUGAAAGAAAGAAGAGAUAGAAUUAGAUUUGAAGUUGAAAUUGAAAAAGAUAGAGUUUUAAGAGAGAAAAAUGAAUAUGAUUAAAAAAUUUAAGAAUUAGAAUAAUUAGAAUAAUUAGAAUUAUCUUAUUUAUAGAAUACCUUACAAAGAUAAAAUUAAGCUAAAGAAAAAGUAAAUUUAGCAUAAAGCCUCUCACCUAAAGAAUUUGAAGUUAAGUUUGGCUAUAAUUCUACAAAAACCAAUUAUUAUCCAUCAAGUUCAUGA